Hyla sarda is the source of this 5417-nucleotide messenger RNA. RefSeq names its product mitogen-activated protein kinase kinase kinase 3-like. Gene Ontology annotation, molecular function: protein kinase activity; ATP binding; protein binding. Bases 257 to 2206 code for a protein of 649 amino acids. Gene Ontology annotation, biological process: protein phosphorylation. The transcript is spliced from 17 exons. Lineage: Eukaryota; Metazoa; Chordata; Amphibia; Anura; Hylidae. The record is from RefSeq and is a predicted model, not a curated record.
UCACACUUCUCGCUCCUCUGGCUGGUUCUGUUCUCAGUUGCCCGCACUUAUAGAAGUAUCCGGAGGCUGUGCCCAGCAGUGUGCCCUCUCUGAUGCCCAUACUGCCUGAAGGGGGAUCGCGGAGUUUGCUGCAGAAGGUUGCAGACUCGGUUGGAGCUUUGGGUUGGAUUGCAUACGUUUCCUGGAUAGACGGAUCUGCACAGAGGGACCCCAGGGAAUGGGGUGUCCGCGGCCGGGGUGCCCCUGAUCUGGAUGUAUGAUCGCCUCACUGAGUGCUGGAUUACUGGGGGGCACAGCUGCUAGCAAGCAACAGGUCGGGAUUGCGUGCGCUCUGCCAGAAAGAUAUCCUUUGGAAUGCGGACUUGAUAUCAUCUUAAACAUGAAUGAAGAGGAAGCCCUCAAUCUUAUUAUGAAGGAUCUGGCCGCCCUGGGGAGAUGCGGAGGAUUGUUGGACAGUAAUCGAAACAAAAAUAACAAGCAGCAGGAUGCCCGGAUCAAGUUUGAAUACAAUGGAGAGAAGAGGAUUAUUGAAUUCAGAAGGCCGGUAAAGCUCAAGGAUGUGCUGCAGAAAGUUACAGAUGUGUUUGGGCAAACAUUGGACUUGCACUAUUCAAACAAUGAGCUCAUUGUACCACUGAAGUACCAGGAUGACUUGGAUAAAGCUAUAGAGCACAUGGAUAUGAAUCCAUCUCACAAGAGCCUGAAGAUACUAGCUAAAGCACCAAUGAAAAACUUAUAUGUACAGCCGGUGGGAACAAAGCAUCAUCAUGACAUGAAGAUAUCAAGGUCCAUGGGAGACAUUCUGGGUUCUCUGUAUAAAGAUGCUGCAAAGGGAAGGAAAUAUUCAACAGGAUCCUUACACACUGGACGCAGCUCUCCUCCUCCAGGAAGUGUCCCUGAUGAACAGGAGCAAAUCGCACGCCAGAAAUCUAUAACAAGUAUCAACAGUGAGGGAGAAUUCAUACCCGAGCUCGUGGAUCCUUUUAUUAGCCCUAAUGGUUCUCUGUCUAGCAGUUGUCAGUCACUAGAUCAAUCGUUGGACAGCCCAGCUUACUCUACGCCGAUUCCAGGAAGAAAAGGUCAGCUCAAAGACAGCAUCGAUUGUUUAGAUUUUGAAAUUCCCCUAUAUGAGAGAUUUGGUAAAGGAGGAACCUUUCCCCGGCAAUUUCACUUUUCUCAAAGUCGGAAAGACUACAGUGAUGGUCGUCGGACAUUUCCAAGAAGUUAUGGUGCACCCGACAAUCCGUUCCAGUUUGGUUCCAGCAGCAGGAAAAGAAGUAUGAAAUCGGACAGCCUGAUGCAGAUUGAAGACCAUAGGAAAUUAUGGUGGACCAACUCAGAGCAAAGCAUACCAUUCUUACACUCCUCACAGACUGACUGCCACAUAUCCCCACAGGCUCCUGAAAAUUGGAGGCUGGGUAAGAUGCUGGGAAGAGGAGCAUUUGGAGAAGUUUAUCUUUGUUAUGAUGUGGACACUGGUAGAGAACUGGCUGUAAAACAGGUGCCGUUCGACCCAGACAGCCAAGAAACAAGCAAGGAGGUGAAUGCUCUAGAAUGUGAGAUCCAGCUGCUAAAGAUUCAUAGACAUGAAAGGAUAGUUCAAUAUUAUGGUUGCUUGCGGGACCCUACUGAGAAGAAGCUCUCCAUAUUUGUGGAGUACAUGCCAGGGGGUUCUAUUAAGGAUCAACUAAAAUCAUAUGGUGCACUGACAGAGAAUGUUACCCGGCGAUAUACGCGACAGAUUCUUCAAGGAGUUUCAUACUUGCAUAGCAAUAUGAUUGUACAUAGAGAUAUUAAGGGUGCCAACAUUUUAAGAGACUCAGCUGGGAACGUAAAACUUGGUGACUUUGGGGCCAGCAAACGUAUCCAGACCAUCUGUAUGUCUGGAACCGGAAUUAAAUCUGUGACCGGGACCCCAUACUGGAUGAGUCCGGAGGUGAUCAGUGGAGAAGGAUAUGGGAGGAAAGCGGAUGUGUGGAGUGUAGCUUGCACAGUUGUGGAAAUGCUCACAGAAAAACCCCCAUGGGCAGAGUAUGAAGCAAUGGCCGCCAUUUUCAAAAUUGCUACUCAACCAACAAAACCAAAGCUUCCGGACAGUGUUUCAGACUCUUGUAGGGACUUCAUGAAACAAAUAUUUGUGGAAGAAAAAAGAAGGCCUACGGCUGAGGAACUUUUAAGGCAUCCUUUUGUUAGUCAUAGUAUUUAAUUUUUUUUCUUAUCACUGUAGAAAAUGUAAACCAAAUGAAGGAUUCUAAAAUGCAUAAAAGAGCCCUCAAAGACAUCCAUGUCUGUACUGCUUGCAUUCCUCAAGAGGCCAAGAAGAUCAGCUCUGGGGAUAUACAUUUCUGCGGCUUCUUAAACACCACUGAAGGAAAACAUAUUGUAUCAUCAACAUACUGCAAUAAUUCAUUGAAGAUCUGUUGAGCAAUAUCCCAGAUCCGUAGGAAGGAUGGGACCCACCAGACCCAAGAACUUUUACAUCCCAAACUAUAGUAUGUUUUGAAUUAAAGUCGUAAUGAUCAAAUGCUAUUGGUGCCUGUAAAGCAGCGAUGAGCAACAGCUGUGCCUUGAAGACUCUGCCAGUGUCUGGAAGUUGCAUUGUACUUCUUCCAGGUUCAGUAGGUCCUAUUAGCGAAACAUUUUCCCACAGUCAUUGUCUCAUUACUAUCUAGACAGUUCAUAAGGGCUAGAGUUUUGCUAUAGAGUGGCUAGACAUUAAAUUGUUAACAGCAAAAGCAAGAUCUGUCACCCCUUAAACCAAACCUCUUAUAGAGGGAACCUGUCACAUUGAAUAUGUAAACAUAUCUGACAUCCUGUUAUAGAGCAGGAGGAGCUAAACAGAUAGAUGUAUAUUUCUAUGGUAAAAAAUCCAAUAGAAUGCUUGUAUAAUUGUCAAUCAAUGGGUAGUAAUGGCUACAUCUCUGCUUAUCCUCCGUUUAGGAAUCCACUACCCAAUAAUUGACCGUUAAAUGGGCACUGCAGGUCCAAAAAACUUUUAUAUUUUGUUACUGAUGAAAAUGAAAGACCUUUCAAUAUGGUUGCUUAAAUUAUUUUGAAUAUUUAAUAAAGAAAAUGGCUCCUGAAAAUCCCACCACUAGGGGUUCUCAUACCUACUAGGACACUAACCAGUCCUGCAGCAGCAUGAGGCUUGUCCAAUGAGUCAUGGACAAGAGAUGACUUGUGGACAAGGCUGUAUGAGCAGACACAUCAAUCACCUCCCACCACCACAAGAAGGACAAACCCCAUACUCUGAGAGGAUUUCUAACACUGUGAGCUAAUAAAAAUAGGUAUUUUUAUAGUGCAUUUAGGUGAUAGAGGCAUAAAAAUUAGAUGUAUAUGGUCAGGAUUAGGUAGUAAAAAAAUUUUUUUGUGGGCUGACAGGUACACUUUAACUGCCUGUGUACACUUAUACAAGGAAGGGUGUCACUCACUAUGUAGGUCUGCCCUCUGGAGUCCUAGGCUCAGGAUCAGCAGGAAUAUAAAUGUUUUAAAAGUUCUACUGUUCAUACAUGCAUGUUAAAUGUGACGGGUUUCUUUUAGGGUAGGGUCAGAUGAGCCGUAUUUUGCUGCAUAUUUUCUGCAUCUGAUUUUGCUACCCAUUGACUUCAAUGGGUAGGAAAAUAUGCAGCAGCAAAAUGUGGCAUUUGUGACCCUAUUGUUAAUUAGAAAGAGGAGUUAAAAGAAAACACUUUUCAAUGGUCUUAACUUAACAAAAAAGUUUAAAAAAAGAAAGAAAAGAAACAUAUUUGGUAUUACCGUGUGUGAUUAUGAUUAUAAAGUACAGUUGGUAACACAGAAAACAAGCCCUCAAAUGUAAUAAAAAUAAAAUAAAAAUAACAUGACUCUUAGAAGACCAGAAGUUAAAAAACAACUGUAAUCAUAAUCACACACACACGGUAAUACCAAAUAUGUUUCUUUUCUUUUUUAACCCUUUUUUUUGUUAAAUGAGAAAAGGGGAGAUUUUAAUUGUUAUUGCAGGGGGGACUUAUUCACUUCACAUUUUUUAUUUUUUUACACACCUUACAUUUUUAUUCCACUACAGGGCACCAUUUAUAGCAAUCACUCGAUUGCUAAUACCGUUCAGUGCUAUGCAUACGCAUAGCACUGAUCAGUAUUAUCUGCAAUCUACUUCUCUGCAGACUGCAGAAGAGCAGGGGACCUCCAGCCACCACAGGUAGUCUGAUGAGUCUGACUAAGCCCCGUUAUGUUUUAUGGAUUGAUCAUGGCAUCUGAAGGGUUAAUAGUGGGCAUCAGCAUCAUCGAUGCUUUGAGCAUCCGGGCCCGCCAUGCAUGAAGUGAUUGCAGCUCCUGUGGUCACUUCAUGUACCAGAGCAGGGGUACAAACUGUUCCGACGCUGAAGCCGGCGGCGGGAGCUCAUGAUGUCAUAGCCCCCUCACGAUGUCACGCCACACCCCCUCAAUGUAAGUCUAUGGAAGGGGGCCUGAUGCCUGUCACGCCCCUUCCCAUAGGCUUGCAUUGAGGGUGCAGGGCAUGACAUCAUGAGGGGGUGGGGCUAUAAAGUCACAAGCUCCUGGCUCCAGCGUUCAGAACAGUUUGAUCCAAACACUGAGCAGCAGAGUACCCCUUUAAGGGGUUAAAAGGCCUCAUAAACAAUUGUGUUUUUUAAUGCCAGAAGGAAGAGCUAAAAAAUGUCUAACAUCUAUGGAUGGAGCCAUUAGAUUCUUAUGUAUAGUAUCAUGAAUUGUCUUUGCUGUCACCUCUUCUGAGGAAUAAAUAAUUGUAUUCAUUUCCAGAUUUUACUUGACAUUUAAAAAAGUUUUUAAGUCACUGUAGCAACAGACAUUAGAUUUUAUCAAAAGAUCCCACAAACACCAGGAUCUACUGAUAUAUAAGAAAGAAUGCUUGAUAUUUUUUCUUUUAGGAAGAAGUAUAAUGUGUGCCUAUUUUUUGCCAAUAUUUUAUUGUUACCAGCUGAUGUUAUCUCUCCUGGUUACAUGAAAUUACGAUAAAUUCAUCUGAACCAAUGGUGGUAACUUCAGGAAGUGUGUUGUGUUGUCUAUGGUCUGCUAUAGGAAAUUCCAAUUUAAUUCCAAUUCCAAUCUAAAUUCGGAUAGUAACUGGUGUCAUAUAGAGGAUUAAUUCAUACAACAAUAUGUAAUGACCGGAGUCCUUCUUUAAACUGUCUCGUAAAGAAGCUAUUGACUUCCCCAUACACCAUAGGCCUCGUGUUGCUCACUGCUGCUUUUCUGCAUCAAAUACCUAUUAACUUGUAAUGAAGACAGUUUAUUUUUUCAUAAACCUCUUAUAUAUAAUUCCAGAAAACUAUUUUUAAAUGGCAUAUUAGAUCCUGAAACUGUUUAUAUUUGUAAUACCAAACUGUUCAAUAAGUGGACCAGAAAGUAUUUUCAGAAAAAAAUAAAUAAAAAAAAAAUGUUAUUUAAUAUGACACAUCAGA